This is a messenger RNA of Phasianus colchicus (ring-necked pheasant), 3696 nucleotides long. The record is from RefSeq and is a predicted model, not a curated record. NCBI's taxonomy places the organism in Eukaryota, Metazoa, Chordata, Aves, Galliformes, Phasianidae.
UCCCUGUGCUCUGCAGGGAGUGGGACCUGAUGGCCUUUAGGGGUCCCUUCCAACUCCAGUGAUGCCCUUGGCAGAGGAAACUGUCCAAGGAAACAGGAAAGGACGAUGGUACAGGAAAGUGCUGCAGCACUCCUGCAAAAAGGCACCAGUGCUGCAGAACAUGUGCGGAUAAGAAGGCAAGCUUUGCCUUCUGAAUUAAGGUUCGGGAAAUAGCAAUAUGGUCAUAAAUAUUGCUUUUAAAUAACUGCGCUUGCAGGCAUUGAAUCCACUGAAACCUAAGAGGAAGGAGAGGUUCCUCCAUGAGUGAGAUUGGAACCAAAAGCCCCUUCGUCAUCGUGAACAUGCUCAUAGAGCCUGUUGGUUAUCACAAGAACUUAGUUCUUGCCCAUACUCAGGUGAUAGUAGAUUUUUGAGCUCUAUCUUCCCGAUACAUUAAUGUUUGCUUUAAACAAAUCUAAUCCCACUUUAAAAUGCCAUAAGAAAACACAGAAUGUGGCAUUUAUAUCGCAGUAAAAUUUUAUGUGUGUUUGCACAACUACUUGACAGGACAAACAUUGGUGUUUCCUUACGGGAUGCGCUUUGAGGUUUCUUGUGGGGAAAUGGGACCACUCACAGCUCACAGCUGGGAGACAGACACUUCCCCUAUUGCAGAUGCUCCAGAGGCCAAUAAGGAAAAGGAAAUUGUCAAGAUAUACCUGGCAAUUGAGAGAUACCUGUACAAUAGGGGAUUGUAUCUUGCCAUCAGUACACAGCUCCUCAUCCUCUCUGCAGUCACACUGGGGAUCGACUCCCUCUGAAUUUGUUGCUCCAGCACUGUGCAGGUGUGCGAAGCAGAGCCUGUGCUGGUGGGUGAGCUGCCCUAUGGCUAUGGGCAUGGUGUCUUUGGGGAGCAGACUGAGUCCUGGAGAACUCAUUCUGUCAUUUUUCUUAGCUUGGAUUUUGGCAGAGAGAGCAAUUCCAGGCACACUGUGUCCUUCAGAACUCUAAAAGUUUGUUAUCUCCUUCAUGAUCCUCCAUGGGUCAGAGACUCCUGGCUCCUCAGAUGGGACUUCUGUGAGCCUGGCGUGGCUUCAUGGCCACCCCAGUGAUCACAGAUCUGGGUGACUUGUGGUAUUCACAUGGAUCCAUCAAGAACCAUGGAAUGAUGAGCAUGGGAUAAUGUCCCAUCCCUAUCAGAGAUGCUGUUCAACCAUCUCAUCUAUGCAGAAGUGUGUCAUGACAGAAAGUGAUUUUGAAACAUCAUGUAAGAGAUCAUGCAGGUGGGAAAACAUCCCAUUUUUUCAUUCACACAGUAACUUUCUGGAAAUCCUGUCCAUCUCCCUGGUUGCUCUGAUCCAAUGGCUGAGCUGCAAGCUAGUGCCUAGGAACAGCUCUGGAGAUUUCCUGAGGAGAUCUGGACUUCUCCAUGCAAGCAACACAAUUCAGUUCUGCACACUUCUGCCUAAGGAGCAGGAGAUUCUCCUGGCACCAGGUGCUCCCCAGGGUGAUGCUUGGGAUCUGAGAGUGGGACACAGUCUCGUGUUUCAACUGGCCCCUGAUAUGAGGUAGAUGGUUUCCACCAUUGUUUUGGUUCUGCUUCAUGCCUGCUGGACUCCCACUGAGCUACACAACAUAUUCGUUCCAGAAGAAAGCAGGGAUCUCACUGGUGUCACUGCACCCAGCUCCUCGCCACCUUAGCACGGAUCCAGCAGGAGAGACCCUGGUGUGACAGGGGACUGCACUGAGCGGGGCUGCAUCUCCAGCAUGAACACUGCAGAAGUGACAGGAGGAAGCUGAGCAAACAUCUCAGAAAGCAGUUGGUGGUAUGUGCACAGGGAGCCUUGUGUGGCACAUGGGGAAACGAACUGAUGAGCUUUUCUAAGGACUUGCUUGCCACUCUGCAGCUGGACGAUAUUUGCUCUGGUCCUGAUAAAGGCUCUUAUCAGAGCAGAUCAAUCUGCCUGCUGUGGGGAAAUGCCCGUUUGGAUUACAGCCCUGUUACCAGCAGUCAUCUGUGUGCCCCAAGGCGAGCACAGGACCGGCCCUGGGGGCAGCGUCAGCCGCACUCCUCCCCAGCACCUGCAGCUAUAAAUCCUGUGGUUCAAAGCGUGUCUCCAGACACAUCCUGGGCUUCUGAGUGUCCCUGUGGAGGCAGCAUGGGUGAGUGUGAGUGUGAAGAGCAGGGUGGGUUGCUCCCUCAGGACCCACCGCACCAGCUGAGCCCUCCCUUUGCUCCUGUGGAUGGAGGACUGGCUGCCAGGGCAGAAAGACGGCACCAGGUACUUCACACCAGCAGUGGAACUGUGCUCUACACUCACCUUGUCCCUUCUUCCCACAGCUUCCCAAUGUGCUCCCCUCCUGCUGCUUGCCUGUGUGGUGUCCCUGCCUGCCCUGAGUCUCGUUGGUGCUGCCCAAGACCUGACCCUCCUCAGUCGAUCUGUUUCGAAUAGCAGUCCAUCAGCUCUCAGCAUGCUGACAGAUGGUAAGCUCCGGCUGAUGAACGGCUCCAAACCCUGCUCUGGACGGGUGGAGGUGUGGUACCGCAAUGAGUGGGGAACAGUGUGUGACGACAGCUGGGACCUGAAAGAUGCCUCUGUGGUCUGUAGGCAGCUUGGCUGUGGGGAAGCAGUGUUAGCUCCAUCUCAAGCUUUUUUUGGAAGUGGAUCCGGACCUAUUUGGCUGGAUGAUGUUAACUGCAUUGGGAACGAGAGCCUCCUCACUCAGUGCGCGAUGAGGGCCUGGGGACAACACAAUUGCAGGCACAGCGAGGAUGCAGGCGUCGUGUGCUCAGGUUGGCCCAAGGACUGCAGUGAGAUUUCUGCAGGCAGCCCCAGUGGCGUCUACAUCAUCCAGCCCUCAGGGCUCCACCCCAUCGUGGUGUACUGCGAGAUGAACGUGACAGACGGGGGCUGGACGGUCAUCCAGAGGAACCGCUACAACACAGACAUCACCUGGGCCGAGUCCUGGAGCACCUACAAGUACGGCUUUGGGAACGUGCGCGGCGACUACUGGCUGGGCACCGAGUACAUCCACCAGAUCGCCAAGCAGAAGGUCUACCAGGUCAGGUUCGUCAUCCAGGAUGCCUCCAACAACAUCAGGUUCGCAGAGUACAACCUCUUCAGUCUGGACAAUGAGUCCCACGGCUACCGGCUGCGGCUGGGCUCCUACACAGGCACAGCAGGGGAUGCCAUGAGUGCCAGCACCACUCAUGACAACAUGAAAUUCUCUGCUAAAGACUUGGAUCAGGACACUAACAGUGGGAACUGUGCCUCCUCCUACGGGGGUGGGUGGUGGUAUUCGUCCUGUUACUCCGUACGGCUGAAUGUCAAGGGUGCCAUAACAUGGAGCGGUCUGUGCAAUGGCAACUGCAGAGCUUCUGCCAUCCUCAUCAAACCAACUACCUACUGCUAGUGCUUGUCUGUCCAUCCAUACCAGGCACGUUGCCUGGGUUCGCAAGAGAUUUUUUCAUCUCUUUUGCGGAGUUGCUCUGCUUCCCUUGCUGGGUUCUUCCUCUGAGCUGUUAUUAUCUUGAUUGCACUGUAAUCAGAAUAGCACAUUGCCAAACCUGUCCUUCUGAAAACACAUUGCUUUGGAGAAUAAAAUGUACUUUAGAAACACCUUGAUGAUCACUGGGUUUACAUGGGUUUACAUGGGAAGAUUUUGAUAAUGAGGGGGCUGCAGGGGGUCACUGCGAGCAGGUCUGAGGGGGAGCAGGCU